Molecule: messenger RNA, 2886 nt
Organism: Bombus pyrosoma
Lineage: Eukaryota; Metazoa; Arthropoda; Insecta; Hymenoptera; Apidae
Product: protein FAM161A-like
Exons: 10
Coding region: 592-2700 (702 amino acids)
Biological process (GO): cilium organization
Cellular component (GO): cilium
Source: RefSeq, a predicted model, not a curated record
AUUUAUACAGUUAUUUUAAUAGAAUUAUUUAAAUUCCUUAAUUAUUUAAAUGUGUUAUUUUAAUCAGUAUCUCGGUACAUAAUUUUAUCCAGAUCAUUUAAUACUUGUCAUAUUAACAAAUUUUGUAAUAUUUUAUUUUAUUCAAAUGUGCAUAUGAAAACGCUUCGUAUCAUUUUAUGACAAAUAAUGGCGUAACAAAACGUUUUAGUAUUCAUAUAUAUUUUAGUAGUAAUAAUCUAUUAUUUGAUAUUUAGUAAUAGUAAACUUUAAAUGAUGAUAAUUUUUCCUGAUAUAGUAUAACGUUUGAAAUGUAUAUAAAUGAAUUCUUUGAAAUUCGUAUAAAAUGAAACUCGUAUAACUCAGAAUAUGUGUGAUUGAAAUUUAUAUAAUUGAGUUGUUAUGUGAAGCGAUUAGAACCUUAUAAAGUAAAGAUCCAGACUCGAACUUCAGGAAAUUUAACAAAUGUAUUAUAUAAUAAAUAUAAAUUAAUAAUAUAUACAAUUAAAUUACAAUAUUUUAUUUCUGAUUUUUAAACCUAUCUAUAGUUUAUAAAUAAAUAUCGUUAAUAUUCCAUAAUAAAAUUCAAAGGCAAUGACAGAGCACAGAGGUACAUCUUUUUACAAUUCUUGUAUAAAAGUUCCAGUAGAUCCUUACAGCGGGCAACCAAUUCCUUCUUAUGAACGCAUUGGAUCUAAAAAAGACAAAGAAGAUAAUCUUUAUAAUAAACAUAAAAUAAAUCUUACGAAAGAUGAUCAAUUUAUUAGUGAAUCUGGAAUAUCAAGUCCUACAGAAAUUAUGGAUAACUUUUUAGAAUUUUUGGGCAGUAUACCAAACUAUGAUCAAGUUUAUCAUUUAUCAAAUGAGCAGUUUAAGCAAAAAGUUGAUUACUUAAGAAGGAAACAAAAAUUAUUAUUGAAAAAUUUACAAAAUUCACUGAUCAAUCAUGAAAAUGCAAAUGUGCCUAAAUUUUCUGUACCUAAAUAUAAUAAAAAAUUAAAGAUUAAAAGUAAGAAUGAUAUUAAUGAUUUAACAUUAAAUGGCAAAAAGUGUUACUUAGAAGAAUCUCGAACUCCUAGUCCUUUACUUUUUCUUUCUAGUAAAUUUAAUGAACUCUCAGAAGACCAGGAUCUUUUGACAAAUAGUAGAAGAUAUGAAGGAAAUGGAACAGUAUGUAAAAAAAAGAUAUAUUUGAAUAAUAAAAAUUGGAGCACAUGGGAUAAAUUAAGUAGCAAUGAUAAUAUUGAAAGUGAUACAGACAGUAUAGAAACAAGAAGUUUGCCUGCCAAUAUUGCAAAGGAAUGGCACCCUACUGUACCUAAGCCAUUUAGUUUUACUGUACGAGAAGAAGCAGGAAAGUAUAUGGCAUAUACUGGAAUGGAGGAACAAAAAUGCAAAAAUUUAAAAAGUAAUAAGAAAAGUCUGCGUAGAAAACGACGUGUGAGACCAAUUCCGCUAACGUCAAAGAUUCCACUUUAUGACAAAUUAUUAGCUGAAAAGGAAGAACGGAGUCGUAUAAUCCGUGAAGAAAGUGCGUUAAAUUUAAUGUCUCAGGUACGUCCUUUUAGGCUCGAAUGUGAUCGUCGAGCUUGGCGAUUUUUAGCAAGAUCUAGCCCAGAAAUUCGUAGCAAAAGCGUUAACAUGAAUACGAAGUUUAAGGCUAAACCAGUACCAAAGAAUCUUUUCAGCACAGAAAUAUAUGACCGUAUGCUUGAAGACGAAUAUUACAGGCAGUUACAAAAACAGUUAAGAGCAGCGCGAUUAAUGAAGUCAUCGUCUUUACCGCCGUCAAUGGCUAGACGAGAACGCGUUAAAUCUGCGUGCACACGUUUACAGAACACAGUUAAAAAUUGCAAUGAAGACGUUAAGGAUUCGCAACUGCCAGAUAAUAAUUUAACGCCACUAGAAACACAUAAACCAACGAUACCUAUUUUGCCAAUGCGAGGAAAUAAUUUAGCAGCAAUUUUAAGAUGUCAAGUAUCACGAGAAAAAUUGGAACGUGAAAUAAGGGAAAAAAUGGAAGAAAGACGUCGAGAACAAACAGCAAAAAUUAGACAAUCUUUGAUUGGACGUAAUCCAGUAUGGCGAGCUUUGAGAUCUGCUGCGAGGCACGAGCACGAAAGAGAUCUUAGUAUUCGAACAUUACUCCGUCGCAAUGAAGCGCGUGAACAAGAGGAACGUCAUCGAUUGCAGAUGGAAAUGAUGCUGGAUCGCGUAACACAAAUACCAACACUUUUUGAACGUCAUUCUCAGAGUUAUCAGUCGUUGACACAAGGACAACAGAAUGUUAGUUGUUCAAAAAUGUUGCAACAAAAGAAAAAGAAAAAGCAAUAUAGACAAGCACUGAAUACUGUAAAUUCGUACAUAAAUUACGAAAACAUUUCUAGAUCGGAUUCCGGAUCCUCAACUAGUUCGUCGCAUACUUUCUUAUCAGCGAGCCAGUCCUUAAAUUCAUCUAAUACGUCUAUAUCGCAAUCAUCUGAAAAGUCAAUAACUAAAUCUCAAGUUUCACUUUCGAAAAGAAAAGGAGAUCGUAGUCAAUUGAAAGUCUCUAUAAAUGAAACCGCAGAGCUGAUCGAAGAUAAAAAUAAAAGCGAUAAAUUAUGUGAUAAUGAAUGUUUAAUCACUAACGAUGAUCGCAAUGAAAAUGCGACACGGAGCAACAAAUAUAAUACAGAGAGAAGGUUAUCAGGUGUUCAUUAAGCAAUUUGACAACUAUUAAUUGGAAUUAAUCAUAAUCAGAUAGUGACUGAAAACCUUAAAGUGAUUACAUACAUGUAUGAUAUAAGAGGAACAUGUACGGGAAACAUAUGUUUUUUUCUUUAUCUUUAUAUUUCUUCAUGUAUUUUACACUAUAUUUAAACAAAAAAUAAAAUCCAUAAAAAUUUA